CCAGAGAAUGAAGACGAACCUCGCCAUGGUGGAAAUGUAUUUUGGAAUUCGUUUAAACGCAUACUACAAUCCUCAAGGCUUUAUAUUGUAGCAUUUGCUUCAUAUGGGCAUUAUGGUGCUUACACUGCUCGUGGAGAUCAUGCGAUUAUGGAUAUUUCACCAUGCUCUCUUCAUAAAAGCAAUAUGUGGAGAUUUGAAGACGUUUGUUUUACAAGAGAAGAAUUUCACAGUUACUUUAAUUAUUUUUGUGAGAAAAAUCUUCAAAUGUUAAAAGAAGAAGACAUUCCGCUUCUUUCUUGCUAUGUGUCUGAAAUAACAGCUCUCCAUCCCGGUUUAGUUGCCUUUACCAUGAAUCAAAUUCAUAUAAGAUUCGUCAAACAUACUUUUGAGCGUUUGACAUUUGCAAAAGUUUUUGCUUAUCUCAAAUCUUAUGAUUUUAAUGAUCAUUUUAAUGAUAUUCGUGCAAUGCCAAAAAUUACUGAUAUGUCAGAUGAAGAAAUGAGAAUUGCCGAUACUGUACUCUUCAAGAAAGGUGGUCUCGAAAUUAUAACCAAUACAAUUCUGUUUAAGAGUCGAGUUUUUAAGACAAAUAUUCUUGUUGAUACUGGAAUGACAAAAACAGGUUACUCAAGCAUUAACUUUCCAGCACCAUUGCUUCGAGCAACAUAUCUUCAAAAUCGGUUUGGUUUAGUGACACGGCCUAAAUCCCCACCUAAUUCAUUCAAGGAUUUUAUCAUUUCGGUGUUCUCAAAAAUGAACUCUAGGGUGUUACAAAAAAGCUUGGGUGUAGGCAAUGAUUGUCGUCUUCUUGAAUGCGUAUGGCAAAUAGAGUUCUACCGUGCAUCAAUGCAAGUUCUUCCUAUGAACAUUUAUGCUUCUGUAGAUGUUGGAGCAGUAUUUGGAUCAGAGGGCUACUUAGAUUUUUAUAUAAAUGAUCAGCGUAACUGGGCCAUUGAACUAUUGCAAGAAGAAGAUAAAUUGCAAGAACAUCAACAAAGACUUCAAAAAGAUGGUAGAUACGCCUCUAUUCUUAAAUAUGCAAAGGAGUGGGCAAUUAUUGAUAUUCGAAAUAGUAAGAAAAGACCUCCAGAACAAAAGGGAAAAGACGUUAUUUAUGUUCUUUGUGCUCAGAACUUUGAAUCUGUUCAGUUAAUGUAUCCUGAUGGAAGUAACGAUCGUGUUCAAUUGCUAGGUGAAGAAGAAAAUUUACUUGGGUAUGAUAUGUCGGAAUUUUUAGAUGAUUCUACCUAA
This is a messenger RNA of Acaulospora morrowiae, 1251 nucleotides long. The record is from the annotation of a GenBank genome assembly. Lineage: Eukaryota; Fungi; Glomeromycota; Glomeromycetes; Diversisporales; Acaulosporaceae.